AGCCAUUGAAGCCCGGAGCGGCUCGCUGUCGGGUGGCUCGAAACCUGCAGUAGGUGCCGGUGCGCGGGUUGUGGCCUGUGAAGAUGGAUGGGGACACCAGAAGAUGGGUGGUCGGGCAGGUGGAAGAUACGGCCCUGACGGGCUGCAAGCUGCUACGGAGUAUGCUGUCCGACAUGGGUGACGUGGUGUGCUGCCUCUCCGGGCUGGGCAUCGCCACGCCCAUCUCCGUGGUGCGGCCUGUGGGAUCAGUGGGCCUCAGCCGUCCACCCUCGCUUUGCGAGAUGUUACCGGUAGCGCACCGGCGGAGGAACAGGCCUUUCGAGGAGAAAAGAGUGACCGAUUGGUCGUUCGAAGGCUUGCUGGACACGCCCUUGAGGCUCUUUCGAAGCCCCGGACCCCCAGCACCAGGUCGCCCGGAGGCGGCUUCACCGGAAGCUCCAGAGGAGGAGGGUCUUCAGAUCCUAAGCUCCAAUGACCUCGAUGCCCUCGAGGGCCCAGUCGAGAUAGUGGAGGAACACACAUUCCAAGAGGUCUACUACUUGAGGGACAGUCGCCUCGUCGAAGGGCCCUGCGAGAGUCCUGCGUUGUCGGUCUGGUAUUUGGUUUGAGCCCACCAUGGUCCGGAACCCAUGAGAGCCUCCAGAGGGAUGUUUGAGAAGAGACGGUCCGCGAUCACAGUUGCCACCCGAAGGAAGUUGAGGAUCCCUCCCACCAUCAUGGAACUGGACAAUGGCAAAGUGGAAGGCCAUUUUCCUCUACCGAGGCAGGUUUGCCCACUUGCAUGUUUGUUGGAGGGAUUAGGUCUUCUCGGAUCCUCUUUUGUUCCCACAGGUUCUGGCGGAGGUGAUGUGACAUGUCAAAAAGCCUUCAGGGCCCACGGUCGGCCCACGGUCAACAUAUCAUGGAACUACAUGGAACUUUCAGAAGAAGGCAGGAUUCGGCAGGAGUUUCAUCCUCUCUUCUUUUGGCUGUGGGUCACACGUACAGAGCCCGGUUCACGCUGCUUUCUGUUCAUCUUCUGGAAUCCACCGUCCGCCCGUAUACUAACACGACCUGGACGCAAAGGAGAGAGCUGAAGGACAUUUUUGCUGUAUCAAGGUGUCCCUUUCUGUUGGAUUUUGCUUGGCUUAGUAGCCUUGACAUCCUCGACCCAUGCAGAGCAACCUCAGGCGAUUUUUUUGCGACCAAGUGUGGGCCGAGCUGAUGCGAGUCUCGGAUGGACAGAAUCGGACUGAGAUUCCGAGAGUGGAAUGGAACUUCCAGCUGCAACCACAGGACUGCCGCCUUACC
Durusdinium trenchii is the source of this 1290-nucleotide messenger RNA. Lineage: Eukaryota; Dinophyceae; Suessiales; Symbiodiniaceae. The record is from the annotation of a GenBank genome assembly.